Thamnophis elegans (Western terrestrial garter snake) is the source of this 1916-nucleotide messenger RNA. It is a transcript of the gene KLHL32, whose product is annotated as kelch like family member 32. Gene Ontology annotation, molecular function: protein binding. NCBI's taxonomy places the organism in Eukaryota, Metazoa, Chordata, Lepidosauria, Squamata, Natricidae. The record is from RefSeq and is a predicted model, not a curated record.
UAGUGCAUUUCUGUAAAUUAUUAAGAAGUAAGGGAUUCCAAACAGUAAAGCUGAAGGAUGCCAUCUGAAGUGUGCCUCAGUAUUCAAGAUAUGCUGACUGGUCAGAGACUUUGCCAAUCCAGUUCUCACAAUGAUGCUGUCCUGGCAGCUCUGAACCAACAAAGAAAUGAUGGGAUACUCUGUGAUAUAACUCUAAUUGCUGAAGAACAGAAAUUCCCAGCUCAUAAGGCUGUGCUAGCAGCAUGCAGUGACUAUUUCAGAGCAAUGUUCAGUCUUUGUAUGGUUGAAAGUUGUGCAGAUGAAGUGAAUUUGCAUGGCAUCACAGGAAUAGGUUUAAAGCAAGCUCUGGACUUCGCGUACACUGGACAGGUUCUGCUGGAGCCAGGAGUGAUUCAGGAUGUGCUUGCUGCAGGUAGCCAUCUCCAGCUGCUGGAAAUGCUGAGUUUAUGUUCACACUAUCUUAUCCAGGAGUUAAAUAGCUUUAAUUACUUGGAUCUCUAUAAACUUGCUGAUCUUUUCAACCUAAAUCUACUGGAGAAAGCCGUGGUUGAUUUUUUAGUGAAACAUCUCUCAGAACUACUAAAUAACCACCCUGACGAAGUCCUGGCGCUGCCAUAUUGUCUCAUCCAAGAAGUUUUGAAAAGUGAUCAACUCACAUCACUCAGCGAAGAACAAAUCUGGCAGCUAGCUGUGAGAUGGCUAGAACACAACUGCCGAUAUCAGUACAUGGAUGAACUUCUACAGUACGUUCGAUUUGGGCUUAUGGAUGAGGAUACACUGCAUACAGUUGCUCUCUCACACCCUCUUGUCCAAACUAGUGAAACGGCAACAGCACUGAUCAAUGAGGCUUUGGUCUAUCAUCAAAGUAUCUAUGCACAGCCAAUUUGGCAGACCAGAAGGACGAAACCUCGCUUCCAGUCAGACACUCUUUACAUCAUAGGUGGAAAAAAACGGGAAAUAUGCAGAGUUAAAGAGCUGCGAUACUUCAAUCCUGUGGACCAAGAAAAUGUUCACAUUGCAGGGAUUGCAAACUGGAGUGAGCUGGCUUCCAUGCCAGUGGGAAGAAGCCACCACUGCGUGGCUGUAAUGGGAGAUUUCCUCUUUGUAGCAGGCGGUGAAGUUGAACAAGCCACUGGCCGCACAUGUGCAGUACGGACUGCUUGUAGAUAUGAUCCCCGUAAUAAUUCCUGGGCAGAAAUAGCUCCGAUGAAGAAUUGCAGGGAGCAUGUUGUACUUUUUAUUUUUUUUCUUGGGGGGGAUGAAUUUCUCUAUGCUGUGGGAGGCAGAAACGAGCUACGUCAAGUUUUGCCAACUGUUGAACGAUACUGCCCUAAGAAGAAACAAAUGGACUUUUGUUCUGUCCUUGACAGGUCCCUUUCCUGUCAUGCGGGAUGUGUUGUGGAUGGUCUUCUUUGGAUAUCAGGUAGAAAAUGUUUCACCCGCAACUUUGAAGACGAAAAGCAUGACAAACAGUUUGUAUCAGUGGCAUUCGUUUGGGGCACAUGCCUUAGAAAGGUUUCCUUUGUUUGCUGGAAAUUGAGUUUUAAUACAAAGGGCAGGUGGUAUAUAUUUCUGAGCUACAGAUACUCAGCAAUAGGUAUUCAGCACAAAGGAGAGGAGUUGUAUGGCCAGAGAAUUGUAUACAGGGAUAAUGAAAGUGCAGUGUCUGCUGAACAAAGCAAUUACAAUUUAAAUAGAAGUGUCCCCAGCAAUUUAUUUUAAACAUAUUGUAUUGGCCCAUUAAGAGGAAGAUGUAUGUAUCCUUAUCUCUUGAUGCCAAUAAAUGCACUCUGAUUCUUUUUUCACAAAUUGUUGGAUUCAGUACCUAUCUUAGUUGAAGUAACAUUUUUAAGGCAUGAAACUUAAGCAAAUAAUAGUUGUAUGUCAGUGAUCUUCCACAGUUACAGAUUGGGUCU